UUUCAAAAUGGGGUGCACCUUUGGAGAAAAGUGUUGUUUUCGAGAUGUUUUUCCUUCAAAUACAAGCAAAGAACAAUUUCCAAAACUACUCGAUCUGUAAUUCUAUUACGUGGCCACAUAUCACUUUUUAUUUCAUUUUAGAUUAGACUUUUAUUUGACAUCGUAACAAGAUGAUGCUAUCCAGCCCCUACGCAACAGACCCGUCCUAUGGGGGUAGUAAAGACCCAUGUUGGGUGGACGUCGAUAGCAGUCCGGGAGCUCCGAGAGUAAAGCCAGAAGCUGAUGAGAUCUAUCAGAAGAGUCAGGGUUCCAUCGGCAGAUUACUCCAGCUCCAAGGAGAGCCGGUGUACAGACCGCCGUCAAGGCAAAAGCCCAAGCCUAAAGAUUUCACCCAGGAUAACGUUCGCAGGAUGCGGCACAUCCAGACGAUGAACAGACGCAAGAAGAAUGCGGACGAGAAGGAGGCAAGACAACCCGUCAAGGUCCUUCCUCAGUCCGUCAAGUACAAGGAGGUCACCUCCAAGGUCGCCGAACAUGUAAAGCAACCAGCUCCGCAACCCCGGCCUGCGUCUGCCAACUUCCUGCGGUCACACAGCAGGACAGGGGGUACCCCUAAGGUCAGAGGAAGGUCACCGAGUCCAGCACCAAGACCUCAAACUGCCCCGGAGACCAAAAUAGAGAAGGAUGCCAAUUUCAUUGCCCACAACGCCCGCUUGGCAAGGAAUCACCAGCCGCCCCGGCCGCCCUCUGCAAUGGCGGCCGAAUCAAUGAAGAUCAAACAGAUCAAAGACAUGCAGACAUACCAGAAAGGCAGUGUACCCAAUUACCUGAAGGGACGGCAGCAGCAGUGGAAGAGGGCAGAGGAGGAGAGAAUACGCAACAUCCCUGACCCUGACAUGCCUCCAGGACACAAGAUGAUGCCUAAAGAGGAGCGUCUUAAGACAUUAGCAGUACUUAAAGACAAGUUAAUUGAGCUGCAGAAAGAGUUGCACAAGCUGCCGCUCAAAGCUGAAACAAUCCGAGCAAAGACGAGAGAAGCCGAAGUCAACUCUCAGCUGGCGGAGGUAGAAGAGGCCAUCAAGAUCUUGUCAAGGUCAAAGGUCUUCGUCCAAGUCGAUAGCUGAUAGUAAACACAUAAAGGGACCCAGUUCAUAGAGAUGUUAAAGACGUUUCAAGUACACAUUAUUUGCUAAGCAUGAAACAGCAGUAACUCGAAAAUAGCCGAGGUGAUGUGUGUUAAUGUGGUCUUGACCAGUUCCCUGGCAUUUUUUGCUAAGCGUAUAAAGUAAGUUGAAUCUUUCCUGCUUCACAGCUCUAUGAAGUUUGACGCAUUUUGCUUUUUCACAUAAUUUCAGUUCACUUUGUGUCUUCUCACAAAUUUGUUUCAUUUUGAUUAUUACUUUUGUCUCUGAUUAUUUUUUGUCUUUGACUCUUUGUACAAAAAAAGUAGAAAUGUAUAUAAUUGUGAAAGUCUGUGAAUAAAUUUAAAGAUUCAUGUAUGGUUUACUUAGGGCGCACAGGGUUAAUGCAAGAGCAACAAGAUAAAACACUCAAAACAUUAAGUGAUGUUUGAAGCUUUGCAUAGUGUAAAUAAUAAGAAUGAACUAUAAAUAAUAAUAGUUGCGGGUAAAACCAUCCAAUAAUUCUCUUUUCAGGGAGUGGUGGCUCUGAAAAGAGCCGGUUUGGUCUCGACGUUUCGAUCAGUAUACUCUGCUCGUCUUCAGGAGAGAAGAAAAUGUUACCCAAUGCCCAAUAUCUAUGUUAUGAUUUCACAGAUUAUAGGGAUAAUCUUUUCAAAAUAUCCACACACAAAAAUAUUAUAACUCAAAUUAUAUGCUUUAUAUACAAAAGAGCUCUGUGGCUAUAUAGAGGCAAUAAUAUUAUGAAGCAAACAAUACACCACAAAAGUUACCAAGACAUCACAUUGAACGAUGCCCCCCCCCCCCCC
Molecule: messenger RNA, 1948 nt
Organism: Asterias rubens (European starfish)
Lineage: Eukaryota; Metazoa; Echinodermata; Asteroidea; Forcipulatida; Asteriidae
Product: enkurin domain-containing protein 1-like
Exons: 7
Coding region: 171-1124 (317 amino acids)
Cellular component (GO): cytoplasmic microtubule
Source: RefSeq, a predicted model, not a curated record